AUGGAACAGCAAGCAAAUCCAGAAGGACCAAUAACUGCUGCGGAGAGGAGUCGAAUCUGGUCGAAACUGCAUAGUGGGCAUGAUACUUUUAUUGAGAAGCAGGCUACAGAGAAAGUGGAGAGGAAUUUCAGCCUGGAGAUCCGUAAGGCAACUUCAAAGAAUCGAACUAGCAAAGGAGCAACUAGUGCUAGUGUUGAUCGUAAUGAGGAGGCUAUGAUAAUGCUGAAUGGCUUGGUCGCUGAAUAUAUAAAGAAAUUAGGGCUCGUGGAGGCCACUGAAGAAUUUUUAAAGAGAGCUCUGAAGCUUACCAAUCAAAUCGGACCGAUUCCUGAUGAUGCAGCCCAUUCACCUGCUCUAGAGGUCGAGCAGAUAAUUUCUUCACGUGAUGCCCCUAAACCCAUUGAGGCUCAAGUCAUUCACAAGGGUUCAGUUCUUCAGUUUGUUCCUAUUCCCGAGGUGACUCCCAUUGAUCUUACUAUUACUUCUUUGCCAGCAUGA
Messenger RNA from Ilex paraguariensis (yerba mate), 498 nucleotides. The record is from the annotation of a GenBank genome assembly. Lineage: Eukaryota; Viridiplantae; Streptophyta; Magnoliopsida; Aquifoliales; Aquifoliaceae.